Messenger RNA from Acanthopagrus latus (yellowfin seabream), 2284 nucleotides. It is a transcript of the gene pdcd4b, whose product is annotated as programmed cell death 4b. The coding region runs from base 181 to 1605 and encodes 474 amino acids. NCBI's taxonomy places the organism in Eukaryota, Metazoa, Chordata, Actinopteri, Spariformes, Sparidae. The transcript has 12 exons. The record is from RefSeq and is a predicted model, not a curated record. Gene Ontology annotation, biological process: negative regulation of DNA-templated transcription. Gene Ontology annotation, cellular component: cytosol; nucleus.
AGCCAAUCACAUGAGGAAAACGCACACCUACGCGCCUGCGUUGCUGGGUAGAUAAAACAAAAACAACAGGAUCCGUGUUCAGAGUUUGAAGCUCGGACACAACAGACGGCCAGUGAUUUCACUGUAUCAUUUGGAAAAUUAUCGUUUUUGCACGCUGCAAAAUCUCCUCUGUUGUAAAACAUGGCAACUGACUGCGCGGCCUGGCUGAACGCGAACCCCGUCGAGGCCGAGGACCUGAGUGACUCCUUUGCAUCUGGAGAAGAAGACAAUGGUGGAUCAGUUAUCAACAACAAAAACAUCAACAAUGAGAUCAAUGGCAACUGGGUGUCCUCAUCCAGCAACAGUAUCCACGAAGCGCGUCUCAAGGCGAAGGCCAAGCGGAGGCUGAGAAAGAAUUCCUCCAGGGACUCUGGCAGGGGAGACUCUCUCAGUGAUAACGGGGAUGCAGUCAGAGGAACCACGGUGGCACCCACUAGCCCCAAGAGCAAGCUGCUGGACAGAAAGUCUCGACUGGGCAAGGGAAGAGGUCUGCCAAAGAAGGGUGGGGCUGGAGGGAAAGGUGUGUGGGGCCGAUCUGGCGAAGUUUAUGAACCAGAGCAAGUAGACGAGAAAGACCCCAACUAUGACGAAGCUCAGGAAAACUGUGUGUAUGAAACUGUGGUUCCUCCGCUGGAUGAGAGGGACUUUGAGAAGACUGUCACCCCCAUAGUGCAAGAGUACUUCGAACACGCAGACACAAAUGAAGUAGCGGAGCUGCUUGCAGAACUGAACCUGGGCCCCAUGAAGAGUGAGGUUCCCUCGUUGGCUGUGUCGCUGGCCCUGGAGGCCAAAGCCAGCCAGCGGGAGCUCACCUCCAGGCUGCUGGCAGACCUGUGUGGGUCCAUUCUGUCCUGUGGCGACAUGGAAAGCUCCUUCGACAAACUACUCCAGGAGCUGCCGGACCUGGUCCUGGAUACACCUGGAGCCCCGCAGUUGGUGGGCCAGUUCAUUGCACGUGCUGUUAGUGACCAAAUACUGUCAAAGAGCUACAUCGAGGGCUACAAAGGCAGAGUUGACUGUGAAUAUGCAAGGGCAGCACUAGAUCGGGCAGCAGUGCUGCUGAAGAUGAAUCUGGGUGGCCUACGCAUUGACAACCAGUGGGGGUCAGGCGGGGGCCAGAGACCUGUGACACAGCUCAUUAAAGAGAUGAACCUGCUGCUGAAGGAGUACAUCCUGUCUGGAGACAGCAAGGAGGCUGAGAGAUGCCUGAAGGAUCUCGAGGUUCCACAUUUCCACCACGAGUUUGUCUAUGAGGCUAUAGUGAUGGUGCUCGAGUCCAAAGGAGAGAAAACGUUCAAAAUGGUUUUGCAGCUACUCAAGUCCCUAUCCAGUUCCUCUGUCAUCACUGUGGACCAAAUGAAAAGGGGGUAUGAAAGAGUUUAUAUGGACAUUGCUGAAAUCAACAUUGAUGUCCCUCGUGCGUACUUCAUCCUAGAGCAGACUGUUGAUAAAAGCUUCAGCAUGGGAAUCAUUGAUGUGAAGUUAAGAGACCUUUGUCCCUGUCGGGGCCGGAAGAGAUUCGUCAGCGAGGGAGAUGGUGGUGUUAUCAAAAUUGAAAGCUACUGAGGAGCGCUUUUUAUGUGCCAGAUGUCCUGAAAAGAAGAGGAUAAAGCUACUUUUUUACUUGCAUAUUUUUCAAAAUAGUUGGGUACAUUUUCUUUCCCUUUGAACAGUUAUAAGAAUGUACAUAACUGAAAUUGAGGUGAGGUAUAUAAAAAAAAAAAAAACAAGCAGAACUGCACUUUUGAUUGAAACUGAAGUAGAUCACUUUCUCCAAGGUGUCUCAAUAUAAACAUUUACAUAAGCUAACCCUUAAAGUGCCACACCUCUCAGUGUCAGUCAUUCCAUGUUGUUUUGUACAGUAUUUGCUUGAUUUCACUGCCACUCCUUUUGUGUUUUCUAGAAAGCAGUGUUUGUACAGAGGUGACUGGUUUGUGUCAAGAGCUUUAUAAAGGGGUAUUAAAAAAUAAAUAAAUAAAGGGGAGCAUGUUGGUAAAAAUGCAAUACUGGCUCCCUAACUAGCUGCUGUUUCUAUGCUGUGCUUGACUUUCUUUUUACCCUUUAAAUUACACAAAGAUGUCAUUAUUGAAGGUGUCAAGACAUGAGUACAGUGCAAAAACAAAUACCAGUCGGGUAACUUCGCAAAAUGGUGUUUAGAGUGUUUAUUUUUAUAUCUGGGGGGAUACUGGUGUUUCAAUGUACCACGUAUUGCUCCUUGUUUGUUCAUUAAAUCACUAUAAAAUAA